AUGGUCGACGUGGCCGUGUCUGCUCAGUUGCAGCAAUGGUCCUUCGAAAAACCUUCCCUAACCCGCCCAGACAGAUCGGACAGUUCUGCUUCUUCCCCGGACCCUUACAACAAUGACCCCGAGACGCUACGCAUAGAUACAUCUGUAGGAAACAAAUCGACCAGUGCGAGCUCCAAGGAGACCGUUUCCUUCCAGGAGCGAUAUCUUUCCUCCGAAGAGGACCUAUCUCCCAUGGAGGGAACUUCUGAUAUCGAUUCCGACUAUGGUGACGACGUUAGCAUUCACAACGACGACAACAAGGAGAACUGUUUCUCCGCCAGAAAGAUGAGCAUGUCUCGAUUCGAAAAAGGGAAGAGCUGUGAUAUGGCUGUCUUAAUCUCGUACGUUUCCGCCGGACGACCAAAGGUGAUCAAUCUCGCCAAUGUCAGUUCGCCUGUGCAGGAACAGGAGCAGCCACAGCCUCAGCCCCAAUCACAACCACAAGCACAACCUCCCCAGCGUUCGGCGUCGCUUGCUCAGCUGCCAUUCGCUGCCAUAAACAAGCUACGCAAAGCUGAACCAUCCCGCCUCUCCAUGGCUGCCACUCCAUCGGCCAGUCGAACAGCCAGUCCUGCACCCUCCAGUAAGGAGUCGAGGAGACCUUCAACCGGCCACCAGACAUCCUCACGCAAUACCAGCUCCUUCAACGUCUCAGACUCAUCAUCCUUUUCAGCCCGCUCGACAAGGAGUAUCUCGCCCGCUGCCAGUGAGCUCUCUAUUCGACCUGUCAGUGCCAUGCCAGCCAUCCAGCCACGAUCAUCCCUCUACAUCUCUUCCUCUGCGUCCGUCAGAGCAUCCACUAUGCCAUUCCCACCGCUCACACCACAAACUCCUGGAACUCAUGCAUUCCUGAGCUCCGAUCCCUACGAGAACUCAACCACAUCAUCUGCUUCGCCUAUCAUUAAGUCCGCACCACACAAGCGUCUACGAUCGAUUUCACAGAAGCUCUCGCUUGCGAAGAUCGCCAUCACCCCAUCCACGAAGAAAUGGGACACUCGCGUGAACGGCAAGCCAGGCAUGCCACCAACACCUGCCAGUCCCUUCACACCGGUCACGCCACAGACAGCCCCACUACCUGGAUCGUUCUCAUCAUCAGGAAACCGCCUGAGACGACACUCUAGGAUAUCACGACCCAGCUCGGUCCGAGGGCCAUCCCCCGAGAUUCCGGCCAUGCCCACCGCCGUAACAUCGUCACCCGGAAAGAAUGCCUCAAAGAUGGUAGCCCGCGGCGCCGGCGAGCGUGCACCCACGAUCGAGCUUCCUCCUUUCCCAGAAGCAAGCGACCCGAUGGCGAGCAUCAAGGGUCCUCGAAUUCGCAAGAGGAAGAGUCUGAUGGACCUCCUCUAA
Messenger RNA from Aaosphaeria arxii CBS 175.79, 1386 nucleotides. RefSeq lists its product as uncharacterized. Bases 1 to 1386 code for a protein of 461 amino acids. The transcript has a single exon. The record is from RefSeq and is a predicted model, not a curated record. Lineage: Eukaryota; Fungi; Ascomycota; Dothideomycetes; Pleosporales.